UUUCCCAGAGCAGUAAUUUCUCAGUGAAAUUGUGAGAUUCGGUCAUGAAGACGUGUUUAGUUGUUGCAAUUUUGUUAGUAGAGCUUGUGGCAGUUAUGUAUUGUGAUAUUGGCAAUACCGUCCACAAUAUUCAGAAAAGGCAAAUAGUCAAACCGGUCAUGAUUCAAGUGAAACCUCCCCCUGGUUGUAUAUUUUACGAAUGCAUUGCCAACUGCAAGCAACGAGGAUACAAAAGAGGCGGAUACUGCACCAUCAAUGGAUGCCAAUGUUUGCGAUAGUCACACUCAUUUUCCUUUAAAUACUUUAUGUUUUUUAUCUAGCUAAAAUUUAGCAAAUGCAUAUAAACCGUUAAAAUCCGGAUAUACAGCGAAACAAUCUUACUAAUAUCAUAAAUUCGAAAGGUUAUAUAGAUGUAUGUUUGUAACUCAAUCAGGUCAGAACGACUGAACAGAUCUAAAUUAAAUCUGGCACAGGAAUAAAUUAUAAUCUGUUUAGCACAUAGGUU
Vanessa tameamea is the source of this 505-nucleotide messenger RNA. Its product is annotated as gallerimycin-like. The record is from RefSeq and is a predicted model, not a curated record. Lineage: Eukaryota; Metazoa; Arthropoda; Insecta; Lepidoptera; Nymphalidae. The transcript is spliced from 2 exons. Bases 45 to 278 code for a protein of 77 amino acids.